GCGGGGGCGGAGCUGUCGAGUAUAUCACUUCCCUGUGCGCACGCCUCCGUCCCGUCCCCUCUUCCCCUCCCUCACCCACGCCCAAAUCCGCCCGCGGCGACGAGCCCCCGCGGCCGGAGGAGAGGAAAGCCGGCGCCUUUGCGCAUGGCGGAGGCGGGAAUCGGGGCGGCGGCGGCGGCGUCGGCGCUGCUGGACCUGCCGGAGCCGCUGCUGCUGCUCAUCCUCGCCUCCCUCCACGACCCGCGCUCGCGGCACCGGGCCUCCAUGGCCUGCCGCCGGCUCCUGGCGGCGGAGCGGGCGACGCGGGCGGCCAUGGCGCUGCGCGGGGACCCGAGGACGCCCGACUUCCUCCUGCUCCCGCCGGCCUUCUGCUUCCCGGCGCUGGAGCGGCUCGACCUCUCCCUCGCCUCGCCCUGGGGCCACCCGCUGCUCUCGUCCGCCUCGCGCGUCGCGGGGGCGCCGGCCUCCGCCUCCUCCAACCACCUCCCGCUCAGCCCGGAGGAGGCGGCAGAGCGGAACGCCUUCGUGGCGGCGCGCCUCGCCGCAUACUUCCCCGCCGUGGCCCGCCUCGCCGUCUACUGCCGCGACCCCUCCACGCUCGCCAGCCUCGCGCCCUGCUGGCGGGCCACGCUCCGCGCCGUCAAGCUCGUGCGCUGGCACCAGCGGCCCCUCGACCUCCCCGGCGGCGCGGAUCUCGAGCCGCUGCUCGGGUCCUGCCCCGCGCUCGCGGCCCUCGACCUCUCCGAGUUCUACUGCUGGACGGAGGACGUCCUGCCGGCGCUCGACGCGCACCCGGCCGCCGCCGCCAGGCUCACCGACCUCGACCUCGGCCUCGCCGGCGCCUCCAACGGCUUCCACGCCGCCGAGCUCGGGGCCAUCGCCGCCGCCUGCCCCGGCCUCAGACGCCUCGUCGCGCCCUGCGUCUUCAAUCCCCGCUACGUCGACCACGUCGGCGACGACGCGCUGCGCUCGCUCGCCGCCAGCUGCCCCCGGCUCACCGUCCUGCGCCUCAGCGAGCCCUUCGAGCCGGCGUCCACCAGCCAGCGGGAGGAGGCGGGCAUUACCGCCGCGCGGCUCGUCCCCUUCUUUGCCGCGCUCCCUGGGCUGGAGGACCUCACGCUGGACCUCCAGCACAAUGUGCUCGAGGCAGCACCGGCAAUGGAGGAGCUCGCGCGCAGGUGCCCGCGGAUCAAGGUCCUGACGCUGGGGUGCUUCCAGGGGCUCUGCAAGGCCGCCUGGUUGCAUCUCGACGGCGUCGCCGUGUGCGGCGGGCUGGAGUUGCUCUGCAUCAAGAAUUGCGAGGAUCUCACCGACGCCAGCCUUGGCGCGAUAGGCCGUGGCUGUGGGAGGCUUGCCAAGUUUGCCAUCCAAGGAUGUAACCUUGUCACGUCGGAUGGGAUUAGGAGGCUAGCUACGGCGCUUCGGCCUACAUUGAAGGAGGUCAGUGUGUUGCACUGCCGGUUUCUGCACACUGCAGCAUGCCUUGCUGCUCUGAACCCGAUCCGCGAUCGGAUCGAGAGCCUUGAGAUCAAUUGUGACUGGGAGGAGGUUGAGCAGCCCAGCUCCAGCUGCGUGGCCAACGGCACAACCGGAAGUGAUCAUGAGGAUGACGAGCCUAGCGAAAUGGCAUACCAAUCCGCGCCCAAGAAAUGCAGGUUCUCCUACUUGGAAAUGGACAAUUAUGAAAGCUGGGAGAUGCUCCGGUCACUCUCCCUUUGGUGCCCUGCUGGUCAACUACUCUCCCCGCUCAUUUCUGCCGGACUCGAUAGCUGCCCUGUGCUUGAGAAGAUCUCAAUUAAGGUGGAGGGCGAUCUUCGGACGUGUCCGCGUCCAUUUCACGGGUCAGCUUUUGGCUUAAGCGACCUUGGAGCCUUCCAGGCACUGGCCAAGAUGAAGCUGGACCUCAGCGAGGCGGUGGGUUAUGCUCUCACCGCGCCAACGGGGCAUAUGGAUCUUUCACAGUGGGAGCGGUUUUAUUUGAGUGGCAUUGAAUCAUUGCUGAGUUUGUAUGAGCUGGACUACUGGCCGCCCCAAGAUAAGGAUGUGAACCACCGGAGCCUGUCACUGCCAGCGGUCGCACUUUUCCAGCACUCCAUCGGACUCAGGAAGCUCUUCAUCCAUGGCACCACACACGAGCACUUCAUGAGCUUCUUCCAGAAAAUGCCGAACUUAAGGGACGUGCAGCUAAGGGAGGACUACUAUCCAGCACCGGAGAACGAUAUGAUGAUCACAGAGAUGCGGGCUGAGUCUUGUCUCCGGUUCGAGCAGCAGCUGAACAACCGGCAAUUUCGGCAAAUUCCUGAUUGAUGCUGAAUUGGCAAUUUCGGCAAAUUCCUGAUUAGUGCUGAAUUGGGUGCACCAUUACAGUGAUUCAAGGUUGAAUACUUCAACACAGAGAGCCCUUUGCUCUUGUUUAGUCACCCAGAGUGCUACUCAUGUAUGAGUGGGUUGCUUGCGAUGAUCGGUGUAGUAACUGGAAUUGCUCAGUCCAUUGAUGAUAAGAGUAGAAGACAACGCCUGAUCAAGUGACAGUGGUAUCGAAUCUUUAUUUGCAUUCCUUUUUCUUUUUCUGGUGUAAUAAGAGAGAGACUCAGAGUUCACAUAUUUGCAGGAGGCAAGAUGAUAAGUUAGCAUUUGAGGGAAUUUUGUCAAGGGAAAAAGUUUUUUAUUUAUUUUCAAGCUGAGCUCAGUUGAACUGCGGCAAGAGAAAUUGGCAUUAUUAUUCUGGCAUCAAAGAUCAAAGAAGCUUCUGCAAGGUCCAAGCAAAGCUGCCCAUCAUCCGAGCAGGCUCCCACAAUUUGCUUGUUAACCCAAAGGCCCCUAACUGAGGAGUGGUUCCGCAAAUCGCAGCAUGACAAGGACAGGACAGGAACAAGAUCGGGCAUCGGAACAUAUUGCACAAGAUGUCGCGUGGGCGCGCGCCCUUCCAAGUUCCGAUCCCAGGUACAUAGCUGGAGGCGUCUCAGUGGAAGAGGAGGAUGCUGGUGCUGUAUAGAAUUCAAUGCAAAGCUGGCUGGCGUCUAGAAGGGCCAGAUCGGUGUGAUAGAGCAGAAGCUUUCCCUUUUCUUUCUUCCUCUCGCAUCCAUGCGCCACGUCGACGGCUUCUUCUUCACAUGAUUGGCCCUUUGUGUGUGUGUGUGUGACAAAGACGCACACAUGCAUCGUCCCGUUGCCUCUGUUUUAAGCAACUGGUCGGCAUUGGGCAGAAAGGAGGGGUUGGAUGGAGCACAAAAGGUUAGUUCGCUGCGGCAUUUUAUCUUUUCGCUAUCUCGUCUCACGCUCAGUUAGCAUUACCAUACUAUCAGUACAUAGUACCAUUGCAAAUUAUUCGUCGUUUUAAUAUCGAGAUCCGCAGACUGAAUUUGUAGCCGAAACUUCCCACCAUGUAGAAUAUGCACGUUGUAGCACUGCAAAAUGUUGUAGACUUGUAUGGGACUCGUGCAGCCAUUUUCACCCGCAUCCUUUGCGACCCCAAAGGAUCCAUGGAUCGGCCGGAGGACUUUGUGGCCGUCGCCGCGUGCGGAUUGUACGGAGACGGAGACGGGCAGCCAAGUCAGUCAAGCAUGCAUGCGCCUACCUGGCUCGCUCGGAAAAGCAGUGUAAAGGAAAAAAAAGGGUAAAGCGCUUGCUUGCUUGCUGUAGGUGCUAGGCUUCCUUGGUUUUCUGGAUCCGAAUGAUGCUUUUUGGGAUGCUUCCAAACUUUGUUGGACCGCUCAUACUUCAUUUCGAUUCAAGGGCAAAACAUUUCCUAGCUUGCCAUUUC
Messenger RNA from Triticum dicoccoides, 3763 nucleotides. Its product is annotated as F-box/LRR-repeat MAX2 homolog. The transcript has 3 exons. Gene Ontology annotation, cellular component: SCF ubiquitin ligase complex. Bases 145 to 2307 code for a protein of 720 amino acids. Gene Ontology annotation, biological process: SCF-dependent proteasomal ubiquitin-dependent protein catabolic process. The record is from RefSeq and is a predicted model, not a curated record. NCBI's taxonomy places the organism in Eukaryota, Viridiplantae, Streptophyta, Magnoliopsida, Poales, Poaceae. Gene Ontology annotation, molecular function: protein binding.